Messenger RNA from Haliotis rufescens (red abalone), 5193 nucleotides. RefSeq names its product KAT8 regulatory NSL complex subunit 3-like. The record is from RefSeq and is a predicted model, not a curated record. Lineage: Eukaryota; Metazoa; Mollusca; Gastropoda; Lepetellida; Haliotidae. Gene Ontology annotation, biological process: positive regulation of transcription by RNA polymerase II. Gene Ontology annotation, cellular component: NSL complex. The coding region runs from base 256 to 3381 and encodes 1041 amino acids. The transcript has 14 exons.
GGAAAGUGGGCUUGAUGUGUCAAGGGUGGAAACAAGAUUUUGAUAAAAAGACGAGUUGACGCUCUUGCCUUGGGAAGAUGGCUUAUAUCACAUACACAUGACUGAAAUAUUCCUCUGUUCACCCAGCAGUGAAUGGGUACCUGUAAGGAUGAGAUGAUAAUGUGAGCAUGAACCUUCCAGAGCCACACAUAUGCCACAAAAACAUGUCCCACUUGUCACUAUAAAGACCUAGUCUGAGCUCUCCCACCCGUCCAGAUGUCCCGACGAAUCUCUGUGGUCCUAGAGGGUAGGUGGUCAGAUGAUAGCCACUCCCAACGUGGACGCUACAUGUCCUCCUAUCUCCGCCUCCCAGGAUCCGAUCAGGAGUUUGACCUUGUACAGCUGGACCACUGCUACUCCAAGCCAUGGAGUGCCCAUCCAGAUGCGAGCAACGCCCGACCCAUGCGGACACUCUUCAUGGCCAAGUUCCCUCGCAGCCAUGGAUCUGAAGGAACUGGAGAGGACAGCCUGCCCCUGGAUGUCGUGAGUCUGCCCUCCACGCCCACCCUGCCGUACGACCUGACCAAGGCUCGCAGUCUCAUGAGUGAGUGUGAGAGACACGUCAGCUUUGCUCGAGUUGAGGAGGGGACGGACGACUGGGAAGAACAAAUUGUCAGGACUGGCUGGGCAAUGCAACAGAAUCGUCUUUUUAACAAAGUGAUGAAAGCUCUACAAGCAGACCGACUAGCUCGACUCAGUUGUGAGGGGCUUGACACAGAGCCGAUACAGAGGAGGGUGCACAUUGACAAGACAGCCAAGCGCGUGAGACAAGCUCUAGCCAGUGUAGGAUGGGACAUGAAGCUGGCCCAGUGGCUGCACAUCACCCUGUUUGAGAAUCUCAGUCUGUCCCUCCUGUCUGCCUACCUGGAUGUACUGCAGACCCUCAAAGCUAAGGUGCCCUCCCUUGUGGACCGCAUGAUGGUGGCGACGGCGAGUCGGACUCCGCCCGUCACAUCUGAGGCUCUCAAUCUGCUGCUAAAGAGGCCCUGGGACCCAGUCCACAACACACUCUCACAGCAGAAGCCAAAGAAGUUGCCUGGCAACCCUCUCCUCCUGAUAGCCCCCAGUGGCCCCAUCCACUCCAGUAUCGCAUAUUCCAAGAGGAGCAAGUUCUGGAACACCCAGCUGUCCAACCUGGGCAAAGUGAUCCCCGUCACCAUGCACACCGUCAAUGGUGGCAGCGGAGUCGGCAUUGCACAGUGCCUCGAACACAUGAUCGGAGCGGUCAGGACCAAGGUGCUGGAGUCAAAGAGUCAUUCCCAGAACCGGCCCAUCAUUCUCAUUGGAUGGGAUGUUGGAGCUCUUGUUGCUUGUCAUGUUGCCUUAGUGGAGUUGGUGACGGCUGUGGUGUGUCUGGGGUUUCCCUUCACAGGCAUCAGCGGAGGAAGAGGGGACGUGGAGGACCCCCUCCUGGACAGCAAGACUCCCACACUGUUUGUGGUCGGCCAGCACUCCAGCGUGUGUGAGAUUGACGACAUUGAGGACCUACGGGAGAAGAUGAAGGCAGAAAAUGGCCUCCUUAUGGUGGGUGGGGCCGACAAUCAGCUCCGUGUCAGCCGGGCCAAGAAGAAGCAGGAGUGUGUGACACAGGUGAUGGUGGACAGGUGUAUUCUGGAUGAGAUUUGUGAGUUCCUGGGAGGAAUCUUGUCGCAGUCUGCCACAGCACUAGAAGGCUUGGACCAGUCUAUUGAUGUCGACCUCCGCAAUAAGAAAAAGAGGCGGGUGUCCCGCGAGAUCACACAGACAAUUGCCGAGUCACCUUUCACUGUGUCAUCAAGAGGCCGAGGUCGCGGGAUGAGACAGAGCUUUGCAGGUGUGACCUUGAGCUCUCAACUAUCCCGUGCUGACGAGACCGAUUUUUCGGCAGAUAUGCCUAUAACCACCAUCAAACUCUCAAAUCGCCGAGGCACACCCAAGAAACGUCAGGCAAGAAGUCCCAUAACUAGUGUCCCAAGGAAGAAGAUCUCCCUACCGACGUCGGUAGCAGGAAGCAAUCUUGCAUCCCCCAAACUGUCCAACAGAACAACUGGAAACAUACCCCAGCCCCUCACCAUACCAGGGGCCAGGGAGCUCUCGGGGCUGCUCCAGGGGGUGAAAGGGGCGGAAGAAAGCACCGUGCCCAAAAGCACCAGCAUCACAACUGUCCCCCUGUCUCAGAUCCUCACCUCAGCAGCCCUGGCCAGUCAGCGAACAUCAGACAGCCCGUCAGGAGGAACACUGCUAGCGACAGCUGUGAAGAGUGACCCUGUCCCUGGGGAGAAGACAGCUGAGACAGUCCCCUUACAGCUGCAGACCGGGGCAUCAGGGUCAUCAGGCAACCACUCACAGAUCCUUCUUAGGACCGGAUCCAAGCCUUUCUCUAUUCCUCUCUCCAUGGCGCAGAAACUUGUGUCCGGGUCCCCUCUGGUUCACAUCACCACUGCUGCCACAGCUUCAACACAGAUACAGCAGCUGCUGUCCACUAUAGGCAGGUCUGUGUCUGGGUCCGGGUCCGGGUCUAGUGGGCAGACAGCCAUGAUCAUAACAAGUGCAGCCCCCAGCACAAGCCAGGCUUCUACCGUGGUCACACAAGCCGGGAACCUGGACAGACAGACAUCUCCUGCCAUGGCAAAGACGACGACCGUCGCUAGCGCUGUUCCCCCAGCCACAGGCACCCCAUCUACCGACCAGGAGAAGGUGCAGGCGAUACAGAGGCUCCAGUUCCAUGACUUCCCCCUCACCACUGCAUCACUGUCAUUGUCAUCGGGGGCAAUAUCUGUGACUCAAGCUAAGAUACUCUCAAGCUCUCAGUUAGAUCUGGCAAGGUUACAGUCGAUUUCUGAACCUGGUAAAGGUCCUGUGCAAAUUGCUGUCAGCAAGAGUCUUAUCAGCCCAAAUACACUAACAGUGUCUUUACCAAGUAGCUCUGUUACUAAAACAGUGUCUCAUUCAACUUUGAUUGCAUCAUUAACUUCCCCAGGUAAACCUGCACAAUCAGUUCCAUCACCUCUCAGUGCUGGAAAACCGUCAUCUGUGCUCCCAUCAACAACCCGACCAGACAGACCUCCAUCUGUAAUGUCAACAGAGCCCCUGGGUAAGGUGUCAUCGUUACUGGAGUCUAGUCCUGUCUUGUCCCCCUCAGCCCCCUCCCCGGGGCCAAGCUCCUCACCCCCAUCCAGUGCAAUUCCCAAGACAGUGGAGGCAGAGCUAUCCCAGGACUUGUCUCCCACGAGUAAAACAUCACCAAAGAGUGGACCCAAGGGUGUGACGGCCUCUUACAGUGCUACAGCUAAAACCGUCCUUCCAACAAUAGCAUCCACACGGACUAGACGCAUCAGGACACCCAAGCAGUAUGACUUGUGAUGUGAUGCUGAACAGGAACUGUGACGUUGUAUUGCUUGGAAUGAUUUGCUUGGUGUUCAGGUGCAUUUCAUAUUGUUUAUGUGUUCAAGUACUCAGCACAGGUGCAAUUGUCAAAGUCUUAAGGAAAUGACAAGAUAUUGGCAUUUAUCUUACUUCACAAUGGGAAUGUUAGGACCAGCAACUACAACUGCUUCAGUCUGUGUCAAAAACUUUUGAGUCUACUAGCCUGAAUUUGGCUACAUGCAUCAUUUUCUGUAGAUUUUGAUAUGAUAGUGCUUACUGGAACGAACAUCAUUUUAAUAGACUUGGACUUCGGACUAGUGGCAAAAGUCGCAGACUGCUGUUUAGCAGUGUAUUGUACCCAUGAAAACAUCAGCAUGCCUAAGAAGAAAGUAUGUUUAAUUACAACAAUCUAUUAAGCUUAUACAGAGUUUUAUUAAUACCAGAUAAUGAGAAUGAUCUUUAGGUAGAAAAAAGCCUAGAAUGGAAUUAUCAUUUUCAGGUUUGUAUCAAUUGUACAGGAUUCUCCCCACCCACUUUGUGUACAGAGAAUCAUACGUGCAUACCACAUCCAUCCACACUUGACAAUUCUGUAUAUCUUGGAAGAUAGAGCCCUUUGUCCCAUCAGUGGAUAAAUAUACUGCUCAACUUUUGAUAGGGAUAAUUAGAUAUAGGUUUUACUCUGCACAGCCAAUUGCGGCGACUUAGACAACUGGGGCACCAUGUCCCCAUCAAAAGUGGAGAUGUAUUUUACCAUGUAUAAGAUCUGUUCAUGUUCAUAUUCAUACCGGGUUAGAAUGGGUCCCCAGCAACCAAUAUUGCUGGUUCAUUACAUGUCAAAAUACCCUUAUGACAUGGGUUGUUGGUGAUGAUAUCAAUCACUGGUUUGUCUAGUCCUGACUUGAUUAUUAACAAGUUGACAUCAUAUAGCUGGAAUAUUGCUGAUUGUGAUGUUAAACACAAACGAUGAUGCCCGAUAUGUCGCCCUUCGGAGGGACAUCAUAUAGCUGGAAUGUUGCUGAUUGUGAUGUUAAACACAAACGUUGAUGCCCGAUAUGUCGCCCUUCGGAGGGACAUCAUAUAGCAGGAAUGUUGCUGGUUGUGAUGUUAAACACAAACGUUGAUGCCCGAUAUGUCGCCCUUCGGAGGGACAUCAUAUAGCGGGAAUGUUGCGGGUUGUGAUGUUAAACACAAACGUUGAUGCCCGAUAUGUCGCCCUUCGGAGGGACAUCAUAAAGCGGGAAUGUUGCUGAUUGUGAUGUUAAACACAAACGUUGAUGCCCGAUAUGUCGCCCUUCGGAGGGACAUCAUAUAGCAGGAAUAUUGCUGAUUGUGAUGUUAAACACAAACGUUGAUGCCCGAUAUGUCGCCCUUCGGAGGGACAUCAUAUAGCUGGAAUGUUGCUGAUUGUGAUGUUAAACACAAGCGUUGAUGCCCGAUAUGUCGCCCUUCGGAGGGACAUCAUUACCAUUGUUUUGGUAUUGUAGAUUUGCUAUUUUUGGGGAAAACAUUUUGUCUUUUUGUUGCUUUAAUGAUGAGUUGACAGGAAGUGAUGACUAUAUAAAACUUCUUUAUAGUCAACAUACCUUGCCUAAAAUGGAUGACAAAUGUGUUCAGUCAAAAUAAGCUCCCUGCAAGGGCGUAGUAGACGAAGAAAAAAAGAAAUUCAGUGAUAUCUAAUCAGUAAUAUUGGGUUCAGUUCACUUCAUAUGGUUACUAUCAGGAUUGUCAAGACUGCAUUCAUUUGCUCAUAUACUAUGUAUAUGUGUAUACAUUGUUCAUUUUCAAGAAAUAAAAAAAACAUAACAUCUU